Lactuca saligna is the source of this 1141-nucleotide messenger RNA. Lineage: Eukaryota; Viridiplantae; Streptophyta; Magnoliopsida; Asterales; Asteraceae. The record is from the annotation of a GenBank genome assembly.
AUGGGAUCUGGAGAUUGGUUGAAGAAUAUAAUCAACUUAAGUAAAUCAAGGAAGCCAAAAUCAAAGAGGAUGAAGGGUUUUACUUUACACGUGAAAAAUAAAUUGGAAUCCCAACCUCAAGAAAAGUCAACAAUUUUGGUCAAUGGUGUUGCUUCCGAGAAGUCUAAGGUUGUCCAUCAGUUGGUUGAGGAUAUUGCUGCAACUCGGAUCCAAACAGCAUUCAGGGCAUUUAAGGCAAGGAAAGCACUAAAGCAUUUAAAAGGAGUAUUAAGAUUGCAAACACUUACAAAAGGUGAUUUUGGAAAGAAGCAAACAUCAAAUACAUUAAUGAAUCUUCAAUCAUGGAGCAAGAUACAAUCCCAAAUUAGAACACGAAGACUUCAAAUGGUUGAAGAAGAAGGAAUUAAACGGAAGAAAUUAGAGAAUCAAUUGAAGCUCGAGACCAAGCUCCGUGAUCUAGAGGUGAAGUGGAGUGGUGGUUAUGAUACCAUUGAUGAGGCGCUUGCAAGGAUACAACAUAGAGAAGAAGCAGCGGUAAAGCGUGAGAGAGCUAUGGCAUAUGCCUUCUCUCAUCAGUGGAGGCCGAGUUCAAGAUACAAUUUAGUCCCGUACGAUUCAGAAGUAGCUACUGCUGAAUGGGGUUGGAGUUGGUUGGAUAGAUGGAUUGCAAUUCAACCAUGGGAAAACCGAGUCCUGGUUGAGUUGACUCAGAAGAAACUCAAUAGCCCAGCAAACAAAGCUAUGAAAAACUCAAAAUCACCAUCAAUGAAAAAUUCAGAGUCCAUGAAAACUUCACCUAAUGGUAUGAAAACUCCAAUAAACCGGAAGCUAUCUUAUGUGGCAGCCAUUAAAACAGAAACAUUGGUAAAAGAGUAAUAUUUGGUAACCGGUCAAACGGUCAAACCGAACAUGACGUGCUACAUUUUGAUUGUAUGUGUAAAGUUAUUUGAUUUGUUGAUGGGGUCGUUCAUGGGUAUGAUAUUUACUUUUUUUUAAUGUGUAAAGUUAUUAUUAUUUUUUGUAUUUAUAUUGUAAAUAGAUGCAAUAAUGAUUUAUGGGGUGAAGAUUGUAUGUUUGUAUUUGGUUGGGAAUGUCAAAGAAUUGUCGUUUUGGGUUAUUUGGAAAUCUCAAACAAAAACUG